AUGGCAAGUCUAUCGCAAGCCGAACUCUCUGUCAUCGCUAAAUACCCCCUGGCUGACUCGCUCGACCGUGUUCGUGGCUUGCUCCAAGAGGCCGAACAGCCAUCCCUAACAUCCUACGACGGCGGCAAUGACGAAGAGGACCCCGAUGGGCUCCGUCAAGCAGCGGUUUCGAAGCUCCUCGUCGCGCUGAUGGGUGAGAAAGCAGCUUUCAACCUGAAGCCUCGAACUAGUAGCAAAAACGUGGCCUCGGAGCUGUCACGGUUAUUUACACGCAUACAGGAAGGGGAUUUCUGCUACGAAGACUACCGCUCGUUAACACAGCUUGCUCUUCAGAAAGCAUCGGAUUCUGACAUCUGGAAUGCGGUCCUCGACCUUAUCGCUACGAUCUCUCCAGCCACUCCCCCGAGCAUCCCUCCGUCAUUUGAUAGCACGCCGUUCAGGUCUACAUCGUCGUCGCAGAGAGGGUCAGAGCAGACGCGCCGGCUGGUGGAAGAAAGGCUCUUUGAGGAGAUUGAGGACUGUACUCACCGGAAUGUUGAGGGUUUCUUUAAAAAAUACUUUGAAGGAAAAGACUGGAACACACAGGCAGACAAUGCAGCUUGUCGUGCCCUCGGCUCCGGAGACGACAGCAGAUGGCCCAGCUUUCCUGAUCCCCCAGCAGAGAAAGACGCCCUUGACUGGUGGUUUGGAUUCCAGGACGAGUUUCUGUCGGAUGCACGAAGCGUCUACUUCACCACGGCGAGCAAGAGCGAUCUCACUGGCUCAGACGCGGACCGCCAGAUCGAUCUCCUCCUCAGGGACCGAAGCGCGGGUGACAUCGGUGGGAAGCACAACUGGAAGGAUAUCCGGGUCGUUGGCGAGCUGAAAAAGUCUGAGGCAGAGAUCAGGAGCAAAGGUGCGCUGCUGCAGAUGGCGCGGUAUAUACGGGAGGUCUUCAAAGCCCAGCCGACACGUCGAUUCGUCCACGCCUUUGCUGUCUGUGGAACGAAGAUGGAGGCGUGGAUAUGGGAUCGCUCAGGUCCUUUCAGCUCGGGCUCUUUUAAUGUGCACGAGGACCCGAGGCUCUUUUAUCAGAUAAUCUUGGGCUACGCGAUGAUGACCGACGAGGAGCUGGGGCUGGACACCUUCAUCACACAGGACGGUAGCGGCACCAGCACGAUCACUGUUGAGACCGUUAGCGGCGAGGAGACAGUCGUGCAGCUGAACCCGAAGCUGCUCAGCUAUCAGAGCGCCAUUGUGUGCCGGGGGACAACCUGCUUUCUUGCCAAUGUCGAUGGCAAGGUGCAAGGCGUGGCCAAGUUCUCGUGGACAUCAGACAAGCGGGCAAGCGAAAAGGAGCUUCUCAAACUGGCGCAAGAAAGGGGGGUCAGGGGAGUCGCAGAGGUCGUCGCUUUCCGUGAUAUCACAGACAUUUCCACCCUCCGAGACGGCUUGUCCUUCAAGAAGCGCCAUGUCUUUAAAAGCAGCAGCCGCAGAGCCUCCUCCUUCCAUCCGUCUCACUCCAACGACCCUCGAUCACGGUCGUCCACUCGGCUUCAUCCAAGCACCAGCGACAAACAGACCAGCCGAAAACGCAGAUCUCCGGAUAAAAGCACACAGACGUCGAAACGGUUGCGCGGUCAGCAGGAGAACGAAGUAACGUUCGAGGUCCAGCCAGUAGGGAAUCCCAGCCUCUUUGACAAGGAUGGUGAAGAGCUCUAUGAUAACCGGAUAUUUCGCUGCCUGGUCAUCUCGCCGGCUGGCCGGCCGAUCUAUGAAUACCAUUCACCUACUGAGCUUUUGAAGUCACUCUGUGACGCGAUCAAGGCCCAUCGAUCCCUUUACACACAGGGAAAUAUUCUACACCGAGACAUUUCUGAGAACAAUAUCAUCAUUACGAACCCAGGGACCGCCAACGGCCACUCGGGCAUGCUUAUCGACCUGGAUCUCGCCAAAGAAAUCGGUACCCGAAGCGGGGCCCGACGCCAGACCGGCACAAUGGAAUUCAUGGCCAUCGAGGUGCUUCGUAAUGUUGACCAUACAUACCGGCACGAUCUCGAGUCCUUCUUCUACGUACUUAUCUGGCAGUGCGCCCAUAACGGGUGGAAACGUUUCAACCGACUGAAGGAAAAGCCGGGGGACAGUUUCCUGAAUGAAUGGUACACGGGGACCUAUAUCAAGAUUGCUAGCUGUAAGGCGGGUCAUAUGGGAGCCAAAACUUUUGAGUAUCUCCUAUGGGAGUUCCCCCCUGAGUUGGAGGCUGUUAAACCGCUGUGCAGGACGCUACGGCAGGUCUUAUUUCCUAUCCACAAUGGUGAUAUCUUCACUGGGACGCCGAUCAAGCCAGAUAUGCUAUAUGACGCCAUCCUCGAUGCGUUUUACAAGGGCAUAGAAGAUAUCAAGGCGGCAGACCAAUAG
Molecule: messenger RNA, 2397 nt
Organism: Trichophyton rubrum CBS 118892
Lineage: Eukaryota; Fungi; Ascomycota; Eurotiomycetes; Onygenales; Arthrodermataceae
Exons: 1
Coding region: 1-2397 (798 amino acids)
Biological process (GO): protein phosphorylation
Molecular function (GO): ATP binding; protein kinase activity
Source: RefSeq, a predicted model, not a curated record